CUUCCUGUUGAAUGUUUAAUUGUGAGCAAAUAUAUAUAUGCAUAAGAAGGAGACGUAGAUAGAUAUAGAGAUUCAUGAUUCAACCAGGAGGGAAAGCAUGAAGAGGAACAGCAACAACAACAAUCCUCAAACGAACAAGCAUAGUUAUGUCUGUCUUAAACCGGAAUCGCAUCCAGCAAAAAGCAUCGCAAAAGCUACUUUCUUUCUCGUCACCUCUCUCUUCAUAUCUGCUGGUCUCCUAGACUUAUUGGGUUGUUUUGAUUUUACAACUUUUGCAGGUCUGAAGCAAGUAACAGCAGUCAGAAAAACACCACCAAUCACGAACCAAAGAUUCCCUGACCAAUGCGUACAGAACCAGACACGACAUCAAACUCAAUUUCCCGAAGAUGGCUCCUCCUCGAGAAACAACAGCAACAAAAACAAACCAAGAAGCAACCAUUCACGACCAUCCACGUGUCCUUCUUACUUCCGUUGGAUCCACGAAGAUCUACGGCCAUGGAAAGAGACAGGUAUAACGAGAGGCAUGCUUGAAAAAGCGAGGAGGACGGCCCAUUUCAGGGUGGUGAUCCUCGACGGGAGGGUGUACGUUAAAAAGUACAGAAAAUCUAUUCAGACGAGAGACGUUUUCACUCUGUGGGGUAUCGUACAGCUGCUACGGUGGUACCCAGGUAGGCUGCCAGAUCUUGAGCUCAUUUUUGACCCAGACGAUAGACCAACCGUCCGAUCGAGAGACUUUCAAGGUCAACAGCAUCCGGCCCCGCCUCCUUUGUUCCGUUACUGCUCAGAUGACGCCAGCUUGGAUAUCGUCUUCCCUGAUUGGUCCUUCUGGGGCUGGGCUGAGGUUAAUAUAAAGCCUUGGGGUGAAUCGCUAGUGGCUAUAGAAGAAGGGAACAAGAUGACGCAAUGGAAUGAUCGUGAGGCCUAUGCUUAUUGGAGAGGCAAUCCUAACGUAGCUCCUACCAGAAGAGAUCUUCUAAGAUGUAAUGUCUCAUCACCACAACAAGAUUGGAAUACUCGUCUCUACAUCCAGGAUUGGGAUAGAGAGUCUAGAGAAGGAUUCAAGAACUCAAACCUAGAGAACCAAUGCACACAUAGGUACAAGAUUUAUAUAGAAGGAUGGGCGUGGUCAGUGAGCGAGAAAUAUAUAAUGGCAUGUGACUCUAUGACGUUAUACGUGAGACCUAAGUUCUAUGAUUUUUACAUACGUGGAAUGAUGCCAUUACAACAUUAUUGGCCUAUCAGAGACAACUCUAAGUGUACUUCCCUCAAAUAUGCCGUACAUUGGGGGAAUACUCAUUUGGACCAGGCGCGUAAGAUAGGGGAAGAAGGGAGUAGAUAUAUAAGAGAGGAAGUGAAAAUGGAAUACGUGUAUGAUUACAUGUUCCAUUUGAUGAACGAGUAUGCGAAACUUUUAAAGUUUAAGCCGGAGAUCCCGUGGGGAGCAACGGAGAUUACACCGGAUAGUAUGGGUUGUCCGGCGACGGGACGGUGGAGAGAUUUCAUGGCGGAGUCGAUGGUGAUGUUUCCCAGUGAAGAGUCUCCUUGUGAGAUGCCUUCUCCUUAUAACCCUCAGGCUCUAAGAGAUGUUCUCGAGAGAAAAGCUAAUUUGACUCGUCAAGUUGAGUUGUGGGAAGAUCAAUACUAUCAUGAUUUGGCCAAUACCAAAAAGCCUUCUUAACCAGAGAGGUUCUUGUUUUUUUUAUAGAUUAAUUUACUUAUAUAUUGAAAUUAGUAAGAAAUUUCCCCGACUAGUAUAUCAUGAUUCAUGAAUCUCUAAGUUACAUUUUAUCUU
This is a messenger RNA of Capsella rubella, 1792 nucleotides long. RefSeq names its product O-glucosyltransferase rumi homolog. The transcript has 6 exons. The record is from RefSeq and is a predicted model, not a curated record. Lineage: Eukaryota; Viridiplantae; Streptophyta; Magnoliopsida; Brassicales; Brassicaceae. Bases 98 to 1678 code for a protein of 526 amino acids.